UCUUUGUAAAAUAGAAUAUGCCUUGGGGUUGGGGAAAAUCUGAAAGAUUCGUCCUUUAUUUUUUUUGUGUGUGUGUGAGGAGACACAAUGGGCAAGGUUUUGGUAUACAAACGGAGAUAAUGGGAAAUCCGUUGGGCUUCUUGCCAUUUGGCCCAAAUUUUUGGAGGGAACCAAAUAAUAAAAAAAAAAACAAAUAUGGGACUGAAGUAUUAACGGAUAAAAGACAAGUAAAGAUCAUAGGAAGAGUAAGGAGUGAGUGAAUCUGCGACGCAUAAUCCAGAUUGCAUAAAGUAUAAAUGCGAUUUCAUUCAAUUUCCGGUUACGGUUCAGGCAACUCCCGCAGCAUUUAAAGACCCCCACCUGUCAAAUGCUGAAAAAUCCGUUAAAUUUUUUGAACGCCCAAUUUUUUCCACGCUCAAAAAUUUGUUCAAUGCGUGGAUUUUUAUGUUUGCUAUCGUUGCGAUUAACGAAAAUCGUCGAUUUGUAGCUGGUUUUUGCAAGAAAUUCGAUAUUUAUUCGAAGAUCUUUUGGUGACGUAGGCAACUAAAGAAGCAGAUCUGCUGUUUAUCUGUCAAAACCACAUGUUUCUGUAGUUCUUCGGUGUAGGGAUAGAGGGCUCGUUACCCCCUCCACCUGUACUGCGUCCAAUAGAAUUUCAGUAUUCUUAAAAGCUUGAGCAUUUCAAAACAACUGAUCAAAAUCGAAAAGAGAGGCAAACUCUAGAGAUCAACGAACUUUUUUUUAACACUGGAAGCAACCCAAAACUUUACUCACUUCCUGUAACUGGAAGCGUUUGGAGCACCGAGACCUUGAGGGAUUAUCAUUGAAGUACAGCAUCAUCUUCAUAGAAAAUGGCUCCAACAAAAGUAACCAGACCUAUAAUACCCACAUUAUCAUCUAGAGUGACCACAAGGAGUAAAGCCAAUAAUGCAAAUAUUAUAGUGAAAGGAAAACGAAAAGCUGAUGGAUCUCCUUCCAAAGAGACUGCUGUGAAGAGGUCAGCCCUUGGCGACUUGACGACGAACACUUUGGCAAAGGCCAAGAACGACGAUAAAUCGAAGAUCAUCAGCAAGAAUGCUGUUAGCAAGAAAGUGCUUGUGCAAGCGAGGGUGUUACCUUCCGUUCGGACUGUGGCGAAGCCAAAGCAGAAUGAGAACCAGGUGCCACCGGCGGCACCAGCACAGAAAAUCUUGACGAGGGCUUCGUUGCGUUCGAUCCCUGCGCCACCCAAUCAAACAGCGCAAAAACCGAAGGAAGCUGUUAAAGAUGUCGUCACGAGCAAAGUCAAGACGAGACUUAGCAAUGAGUUUGAAAAGACUGAGGAGUCCCUGUACUGCACCGCCUUGGAGGACGUCACCGUGAACGGGAGUGCAAACGCAAGCAACAAGUCCAAUGACAAAAUGUCCAUCACAAUGGUAGCCCAUCAGAUGGAGAAGCAAUUAAACUUAGGCAAUCAUAACGUCCCUGAAGACGUUAACGACUUUGACAGAGAGAAUUGGGACGAUGUCUUCCAGAUCUCUCAUUAUGCAAUGGACAUCUUCAAUUACUUGAAGGCUAGGGAAGCCACCUUCAUCACUAACGACUAUAUGGACCGUCAAGUCUGCCUCACCAGGUGGAUGAGAUCUCUGCUGAUCGACUGGAUGGUCGAGAUCCAGGAGUCGUUCGAGCUCAACCACGAAACAUUGUAUUUGGGUGUUAAACUGGUGGACUUGUAUUUGAGCAAGAUGACGGUCGGCAAAGAGACUCUGCAAUUAGUCGGUGCCGCUGCAAUGUUUAUAGCCAGCAAAUACGACGAGAGGAUUCCUCCUCUGGUCGACGAUUUCUUGUACAUCUGCGACGGGGCCUACACUCGCAAAGAACUGCUCAAGAUGGAAAUCAAUCUGUUGAAGGUGUGCGGUUUCGAUUUGGGAAUCCCGCUCAGCUACAGAUUCCUUCGCAGAUAUGCCAGGUGCUCUAAAGUGACAAUGCCCAUCCUGACUUUGGCCAGAUAUAUCUUGGAAUACUCAUUGAUGGACUACUCUACAGUCACCAUCUCGGACUCUAAGCUCGCCUCGUCCGCGUUGUACUUAGCAUUGAAAAUGAAACAGGUCAGCGGAUGGACUUCAACCUUAGAAUUCUACACCGGAUACAAACUGGAAGACAUCCUCAGCACCGUGCACGUCCUUAACAACGGUCUGCAUCGCAAACCAAAGGAACAGCUGAUGACUGUGAGGAACAAGUAUUCACACAAGAUCUUCUUUGAAGUGGCCAUGACGCCUUUAGUGAAAAAUGAAGACUUGAUCGUGUAGACGAAUUACCUUGUAGUUAAGUUUCUUUUUUGACUAGUGUUUAUUUAAUUAUUUUCUUUUUAAUAUUUUAAACAAAUUGACUGCAUCCUUCACCUUCACGUGCGCUGAGUUGCGUGUGAUCAUUAAAAACAAUCGACUAACGAAUCAACUUGAAAACCGAAGACACAUUGUACAAGAAUGGUUUUACCCCAAGAAAAUUUACACAACGCUAGACGCAACGACUGAGUUUCGUCGCGCCCCAAUUUUUUUUUAUAUAUAUAUGUUUGUUGUAUAAACAUUUAUUUUUUUUAAUUAUAUAUUAUUUUUUAUAAAGCAAUCUUCGCUGCCAUGUGUUAUAUAUAUAUAAUUAAGAAAGCUCGUUUUAACAAAAUAGUUAAGUUCUUAAGAUAGGUUUUUUUUGUUAUUGUAUUUAAAUAUAUUUUCUGAUAUAAAUUUUCUUUGGAAAAAAACUAUUAAACCCGUCAACGAAGCAUAUCGACAAGACGUUGAAUGAAAGAGAUAGUUAGAAGAAGAAGAAGAAGAAUGAAAAUGCGGAAGAAACUCGAGGACAAGUAUUAUUAGAUUUUCCUGCUCUUUGUGUAACUGAUUUUUUCCUUUAUAGAUGAUACUAAUAUGAACGUAUAUGUAACAGGCGUAAUUUUCUUUUCUUAAUAAAAAUUAUAAUAGUUCAAACAAAAUGCGAUACGUUAUGUAUUAUAAAGGAACGAUCUGCGCUUUUGUAAUUUUGUCGCGAUUGUAGCUCAAUACAAUUAAUUAAUGUUAGUUUAUCUGCGUCUUGUGAUAUCUCUGUUUAAAGGUAUCCAAAUAAAAUGAUUCCAGAUGCAAUCACGAUUUGUCGAGUCUCCCUCGUUCAGGCUAAGACACAACCUGAUAUGGAAAUCAUUUUAUUCUUAGUAGAUAUAUGCAAUUCUGAUGAAAUUAUCAAAAGUACAUAAGAGUUUAAAAAGAAAACUCGUUUAGGAUAAUU
This is a messenger RNA of Nicrophorus vespilloides, 3255 nucleotides long. RefSeq names its product G2/mitotic-specific cyclin-B3. Gene Ontology annotation, biological process: regulation of cyclin-dependent protein serine/threonine kinase activity; mitotic cell cycle phase transition. Gene Ontology annotation, cellular component: cytoplasm; centrosome; nucleus. NCBI's taxonomy places the organism in Eukaryota, Metazoa, Arthropoda, Insecta, Coleoptera, Silphidae. Gene Ontology annotation, molecular function: cyclin-dependent protein serine/threonine kinase regulator activity. The transcript has 4 exons. The record is from RefSeq and is a predicted model, not a curated record. Bases 852 to 2288 code for a protein of 478 amino acids.